AAACAUUAUUCCCUCUCCUCCAAGGUUUCCCUUUCCUCUCCCACGUCAUCUUUCUCGCCUGCCAAACAGAACAUAAAAGGUUUUUUUUGAGCUAUUAAAAAGCAAUAAGAUACGUCACAGAGGAGUCUUGUGCGUCCCUCCAGUACCAUAUUUGAUGCAAGGCUUUUUGUUUUCUAUCAUAAAUUCGUAAUAUCAAAAAGCGCACAGCGAGUGAGACUUCGAAAGUUCAAUUAUGGAGGAAUCGAAAGAAGAAUUCGAACCGCUUUUUGAUUACAGUCGAGUUCAGCCUCUCGACGUCGUAUGUCUAGACGACGAUUGUUCAGACUCGUCCCCAGCUUUCUUCCCCAAAAGGAGGAAGAUUUCCGAUUCUGCAGUUGAGAAGGGAAAAGGGAAUAAUGGGGAUGUCAUAGAGAUCAUUGACAGUGAAAAAAAGGAGGAUGAGGAGGAGGAUUGGUUGCCUCCUCCUCCCAAGGUUUCUAGUGACAGACAAAAGCUUGUUGAGGAUAGCACCAUAAAGGAGUUGAGGUUAAAGAAGCAGGAGCUGGUGUCAUUUGCCCAAUCUGCUGCAGAUGUAUUUCGAGCUGUUGAAGAGUCCGUAAAAAAAGAGUUUAGUACUUCAGUGCAGUCUUCCAUGGAAAAUGUCGCAGAUCAUCCAUCAAAAUCUUCUUGUGAAAGAGCUAAAAUAAUUAUUUCCAUCCAGGACAAGGAAGAGCUUAAGCAAUUUCGUGUGUACAUGGAUGAUAAGUUUGAGCGGCUCUUUAAAUCGUAUGCGGAUAAAGCUAAGCUUGAUGUACAAAGGUUGGUUUUUUGUUUCGAUGGAGAGAAAAUUAAUCCAACAGCAACCCCUAGUGGCCUUGGGAUGGAGGACGAUGACAUUAUUGAAGUGCAUGUUAAGUCAAGCUGAUCUAGGUUGUUGCUUCACCUAUGGCACUCGAAAUCAGUCACCAAUUGCUUUUGUUGGAGAUACAUAGUUCAGUUGUUAAAUACUUUUCAGCGUUUUAGCCAAAUGUGUUCUUUGAUUUUCAGUGCUCAAUUUUUGUGUAGUGUUAAUAUCGCGAAACUAACUUUUUGAGGAAGCACAGUACUCACAGCACUUUGGUAUUCUCCAGUAAAUUGUAAAUCAUCUCUUUCUGAAAUUUUUGGGCGGUUAACUGAAGAGCUGUUUGGACGAGCUAGUAGUAUUGAUGCAUUUAUAUAUUUAUUUAUUGUAUA
Molecule: messenger RNA, 1212 nt
Organism: Cornus florida
Lineage: Eukaryota; Viridiplantae; Streptophyta; Magnoliopsida; Cornales; Cornaceae
Exons: 7
Coding region: 233-904 (223 amino acids)
Source: RefSeq, a predicted model, not a curated record